AUGAAGCUUUUCUCUGUCUCCCUUGCUCUUGCGGCAUGCCUGAGCAUGGCAGCUGCCCAGGGCCUCGACGGUCUGCCAGAUUGUGCUAAAUCAUGCGCUACGAAUUCCAUCCCCGCCAGCUGCGGUUUUGACGUGAAGUGCAUCUGCACCGACUCGUCCUUCAUUUCGGGUAUUUCGUGCUGCGUUCUCCAAUCAUGCGCUCCGGACCAGCAGCAGGAAGACGCUCACCCAUUCUUUCCCACAGCCGCCGUCGAGUUUGCGAGCCGGAUAUGCAGAACCGCCGGUGUGACCAACAUGCCUCAGUCUCCCAGCUGCGCAAACACAACUCAAUCUACCACUGGCACGGCCUCUGGAUCCUCUACAACCACUUCUGGUUCUUCCACCGAGUCCAAUGCCUCCCAGACCGCUGCAACUGCGACCACUGCAACCACUUCUACCACUUCUACUACUGGCUCCGCGACCUCGUCUGCUGCUUCGGCCACCAACACCAGUACCGGGGCCGCCGUCGCUCAGCACAAGGACAUUGGUCUCAUUGCGCUUGCCGGUGCGGCGCUUGCGGCUUUCGGCUUGCUCGCUUAG
Aspergillus fischeri NRRL 181 is the source of this 579-nucleotide messenger RNA. RefSeq names its product CFEM domain-containing protein. The record is from RefSeq and is a predicted model, not a curated record. The transcript is spliced from 3 exons. NCBI's taxonomy places the organism in Eukaryota, Fungi, Ascomycota, Eurotiomycetes, Eurotiales, Aspergillaceae. Bases 1 to 579 code for a protein of 192 amino acids.